Molecule: messenger RNA, 879 nt
Organism: Ostrea edulis (European flat oyster)
Lineage: Eukaryota; Metazoa; Mollusca; Bivalvia; Ostreida; Ostreidae
Product: COMM domain-containing protein 1-like
Exons: 3
Coding region: 8-580 (190 amino acids)
Biological process (GO): negative regulation of sodium ion transmembrane transport; regulation of proteasomal ubiquitin-dependent protein catabolic process; copper ion homeostasis
Cellular component (GO): endosome
Source: RefSeq, a predicted model, not a curated record
AAGUCACAUGACAAACAAAAUGGCAGACACAAAAACUAUCUCUGCUUUGUUAACAGGCUUAGCCAGAAGGCGUUACUACAACGAAUCAGAGUACACAGAUGAAUUUCUUAAGAGUCAGAUAUUUCCUGAUUCAUCUGACGAGGAGUAUGCAUCUUUGCUGAGGCGAUGUUCCAACUACAUGAAGAGCAUGGUAUCAGCUGAUAUGGAUUUUAACCAAUUAGAAGCAUUCUUAACUUCACAAAUGAAGAGAAGAGAAGCAGCAAUGACAGAAGAAGAAGCCAGUGCAUAUAGAAAAUUCUGGAAAGUACAUAAGAAUAAAAUUCAUGACACAUUAGUUUCAAAAACAAAUUGGAACAAUUCUUUGAAGAAAGUGUCCUGGCGUAUUGAUGUGAAAUCACAAGCCAAGAAUACAGAAAAUAUGAAUGAACCUACUGCAAUAGUUGAACUGCAGAUAGAAAAUCAACACGAAUCACAGAAAGCUGAUGUUGUGCAAUUUGAAAUGGAUGAAAAUAAACUAGCAAAUGUCUUGCAAAACAUGAAAGACAUUGAAGAUCAGAUAGUGCAAUAUUGUCAACAAUGAAAUUGUUAUCACAUCAGAAGUAUACUCCCAACGGAUGUCAGUGCAUUUUCAUUCAGGAUAUGAAAUACUUGCAACUUGCAUGAAUAUACAAGUAUUUUUUAUGAGAUUAUUGAAAGGCUUGUCGUCUAAUACAGUGUAUGUGUUAAAAUAAAAUGCAGCAUUAACCAGUAUGUUGACAAGUACUUGAAAUUAUCAGGAUUCAGCUCUUACAAAUACAAGUAUAUAUAUGGUUUCACCAACAUGCCAUUAGUGUACAUACAAUACACAUGUAUAUUAAAACAGUACAAAAACUAUAAAAA